Entamoeba invadens IP1 is the source of this 312-nucleotide messenger RNA. RefSeq lists its product as hypothetical. The transcript is spliced from 3 exons. The coding region runs from base 1 to 312 and encodes 103 amino acids. Lineage: Eukaryota; Evosea; Mastigamoebida; Endamoebidae. Gene Ontology annotation, molecular function: protein folding chaperone; ATP binding. Gene Ontology annotation, biological process: protein folding. The record is from RefSeq and is a predicted model, not a curated record.
AUGUCACUUCUUUCACCACAAAACGUACCUUUAAAGCUCAGUGGUAUCAUGUCAAAAGUGAAACCUCUCGGUGACAUGAUAUUAGUUCAAGGGUACAACACUUCUUCGAUUGGGGGUAUCGUCUUGGCAGAACAAAAAGAUGAAAAGUUUAAACAAGGUGUCGUUGUUGCAACUGACAAAACAAAUCUCAAAAAUCCAUUGAAAGUCGGAAACCAUAUAGUUUUCGGUGGAACACCAGCAGCCACUUUCUUGGCAGACAACAAAAAGUAUUCCCUCCUCAAGUACCACGACGUCUUUGCUAAAAUUGAAUAA